AUGGCUGCUCCAACGGCAAGGGCUCGUGCCGAUUAUGAUUAUCUCAUAAAGCUUCUCUUGAUUGGUGACAGCGAGGUUGAAAUGCAAAUGUGUGUUGACUUUAGUGCAUAUAAAUUAAGCUCCAAAAUGAUGGCAGUUGUUGAUGUUUCCCAAAGGAUUAGAAGUGUUGGAAAAAGUUGUCUCCUUCUGCGUUUUUCUGAUGGUUCUUUCACUACUAGUUUCAUCACAACUAUUGGGAAUUGGAUUCGCAAUAUUGAGCAACAUGCUUCAGACAAUGUUAACAAAAUACUGGUUGGGAACAAGGCUGACAUGGAUGAAAGCAAAAGGGUUGUGCCUACAUCCAAGGGCCAAGCACUGGCCGAUGAAUAUGGAAUCAAAUUCUUUGAAACUAGUGCAAAGACAAAUCUAAAUGUUGAAGAAGUUUUCUUCUCAAUAGCAAGAGAUAUAAAACAAAGGUUGGCUGACACUGAUUCCAAGGCAGAGACCAAUCAGGAGGACUUGGGGAAGCUGCACAAAAAUCGUCUUGCUGUGGUUGAGGACAGAUGUUAUAAAUUGGAGGCAACGUUCUUGUCCAAGAACAUGUAG
Messenger RNA from Sphenostylis stenocarpa, 585 nucleotides. The record is from the annotation of a GenBank genome assembly. NCBI's taxonomy places the organism in Eukaryota, Viridiplantae, Streptophyta, Magnoliopsida, Fabales, Fabaceae.